GGGCUCGCCGUGGGCAACCCCAAUGCGUGGACUAUCGGCUGCUGCAUUAUGCUGGAGCUACAGUUCCGCUGAAGGGAGUUUGCACACGGCCGGCUGGGCUGGACUGCAGCGCUGCCGUUCCUUAUGAAGAAGGCACAAACUUGGAUUAUCACUUGCUUUUGUCUUCAACUACUCCUACUUAAUCCUCUUGUCAAAGCCCAAAGUUCCUGCGGGAAUCCAGUCACAGAUGAUGUGAAUGACAUUGCAAAAUUGGUUGGAAAUCUCCCUAAUGAUUAUAUGAUAACCCUUAAAUAUGUCCCGAAGAUGGAUAGUCUGCCUAAUCACUGUUGGUUGCAUUUGAUGGUGCCUGAAUUUUCAAGGAGUCUACAUAAUCUUCUCCAGAAAUUUUCAGAUAUUCCAGAUAUGUCGGAUGUUUUAAGCAACUAUUCAAUCAUCAAUAAUCUCACAAGGAUAAUUAAUGAUCUUAUGGCAUGCCUUGCUUUUGAUAAAAACAAGGAUUUUGUAAAAGAAAAUGGUCACCUUUAUGAAGAAGGUCACUUCAUUCCUGAGGAUUUUUUUAGGCACUUUAAUAGUACCAUUGAGGUCUACAAAGAGUCUGCAGACAGAUUGGAUAAAAAUGACUGCAUUCUGCCUUCAACAGUAGGAACACCUGAGAAUGAUUCCAGAGUCGCUGUCACAAAAACAUUUUUGUUUCCUCCUGUUGCUGCCAGCUCUCUUAGGAAUGACAGCAUUGGCAGUAGCACUAGCAGUAACAAAGAAGCACUUGGCUUCAUUAGCAGCUCCAGCCUGCAAGGAAUCAGCAUAGCACUGACAUCACUGCUGUCUCUCCUUAUUGGCUUUAUUUUGGGAGCCAUAUACUGGAAGAAAAAACAUCCCAAAUCCAGACCAGAAAGUGAUGAAACUACACAGUGUCAUGACUAUCAAGAGGAAAAUGAGAUAAGUGUGUUGCAGCAAAAAGAAAAGGAACAUCUACAAGUGUAGCUGUUGCUUUUUGUCCCUCAACACUGUUACUCUUUCGUGUACUGGCAGGUAACAGUUCCAUGUUCGCUUCAUAAAUGAAGCAGCUUUAAGCACAUUCGUAUUCCUUCUGGAGUGACAGACUGAGUCUGCAUCUGUUGUUGCUGCCCAUGACUCCAUAGACAUGAUACAGAAAUGAGGACAAUUUAUGUUUGUUACUGUGAAACCAACACUGAAUUGAACAAUGAUAAGAAGAGUGAGCACUUAGCAGGACUGUAUCUUAUGUGAAUAUCUGCCUUGUGUGACAUUUGAAGUUUUUUAAUUGCAUUAAUACUUUCAACUGACUCUGGCAAACAAAGUAUGUCCUGAACAAAAAAGCAUCUUUCAAAAUGCUUCCAACUAUGUGUAAUCAUUGCAAGUCAUAAAUACCUUUGCAUCCUUAAUUUAAAUUCUGUGUCCUCUACGUUAAAUUGAUGUCUUCAGAUGAAGGUCUCUGAACUGACAGAAAAUGCAGAAAUGGAUACAGAUAACAUACUCUUCAAUAUUGUAUAUAAAACUUGAAAGCAAAGUCACGCCAUGAGUUUGUGUUCUGGACUUAGACUUAUAAGGAGCUGUGUCAAAGGCUGUGUGUACAGCAACACGUGGUCUCUAUCGGCUGCCAGGUGGCUGGUUGCCCACCCCAGAAAGCCUCAAGAAUUCAUCAGCGUUGGUGGUCUCUGUUCAGGAGAAGCAAAUACUGGAUGAAGACAAAGUAAACUGGAGGUGAAUGAACCUCAUGGAGCUUCGAAGAAUUAAGAGUAAUUGCUGGGUAUGUGAACACUGGUGAAAUUUCCAGUCAUGCUAAGGCAAAGUAAAGAGUCUGAAUUGCAUUCAAACAUCAUAAUAAAGACAAACCCAUGAAAUGCAUUUUAAAUUCUGAAGAUGCAUGCCAUUGAUACCUUGUCUUUAAAUGUAUAGCAUAGUAAAUCUGAAAGAUCCUGAGAGUGUAUUUAGCUUUUACUUACAUCAGCUGUAAUUAAUGUUUGCAUUGUGUUUUGAGUGAUUAGUAAGCUUUAAUAUCCUGGCAUUCUCCACUCUUGAAAGUUAAUUCUUUUGAAACAAAAGAGAAAGACUUUGUUUCCCACCUGUCUUCUGUAUCUAUUACUGUUACAGUAUCAUGGAAUAUGAACAGGACUGAUGUACAGAUAUGCAUUUUCAAGUAAAUCCUAAAAAUACGAUGGUAAAAGUU
Molecule: messenger RNA, 2185 nt
Organism: Sturnus vulgaris (Common starling)
Lineage: Eukaryota; Metazoa; Chordata; Aves; Passeriformes; Sturnidae
Gene: KITLG
Product: KIT ligand
Biological process (GO): cell adhesion; positive regulation of cell population proliferation
Cellular component (GO): plasma membrane
Molecular function (GO): cytokine activity; stem cell factor receptor binding
Source: RefSeq, a predicted model, not a curated record